Anopheles merus is the source of this 1584-nucleotide messenger RNA. RefSeq lists its product as uncharacterized. The record is from RefSeq and is a predicted model, not a curated record. The transcript is spliced from 2 exons. Gene Ontology annotation, cellular component: extracellular matrix. Bases 65 to 1480 code for a protein of 471 amino acids. Gene Ontology annotation, molecular function: protein binding. Lineage: Eukaryota; Metazoa; Arthropoda; Insecta; Diptera; Culicidae.
AAUUUGAAACAGGUUAAAUCCUGCGUCAGUCUGCUUUAAUCGCUCAGCGAAGACAGAACACAGUAUGCUGUUGCGCUACCACAUCACCGUGGGCUUGCUAGCCUGUUACGCUGGUGUUGUUUUCGCUGCCAGCCAAAGUGAGGAAGAAAUCGUUUACAAAUGUGCCACAGCGGGACCGAAAACAUGCUUCCUUAACGUUGUUAAGCUGGAAGAUGCGAGCCACAAGUUGAAGCUGGUAGAUAUAGAGGACAAAACAAUUCUAAACAUCAAGGGAGGAAGCAUUGUGGCACUGCAAACGCAACACUGCCGAAGUGUGUUCGCCAAACUCGAAAAGGUUUCAAUCGGACGCGUCGGGCUGAAGGAGCUUUGUUUCGCGCCCAGCUUCGUGUACGUAUCGGCGGAGCACAACAGAAUCAAGACACUGCACGUGCCAGAAGCUGCCCCAGCUGCCUAUCGCGUCGAGGUACUGCGCCUCAAUGACAAUCAGCUGGAAAGUGUCGAAAGUAUGCGCGCUUUCGUAGCCCUCAAAGAGCUCCAUCUAGAGCGCAAUGCUCUAAGUACGCUAGACAUGGCCUGCUUUGCUGAAAUGCCAAAGCUUGAAAAGUUGUAUCUUGCUUACAAUCGGCUCAACGUGAUUGCUUCUACCGUUAGUGAGCUAUCACUUCCCGCCCUGAGCGUGCUGGCGCUCCAGAACAACACGCUGACCGUGUUGGAUCUGCGCACAUGGUCAUUGCCGAAUUUGGAGCUGCUGGAACUAUCCGCCAACAACUUGACGAAGGUGAGCGGACUCGAUAACGUUCAAGCGCUGUCGGACAUUUCGCUCGCCGGCAACCGAUGGCAGUGCCACGAGCUGGACCAGAUGUUGGAGCAGCUUGAAAAGAACGAUGUCACGGUGAAGGAUGGUGAUGUUAACUGUGGCGGCAUACGCAACAGCUCCAUUUGCUGCACACACGCGGAGCAGCCGUCGGAGGAAACGUUGCAGACGAACCUGGCGAAGUUUGACACGCUCCGGGAACGGUAUGGCGAGAUGGAGACGAGGUUUAAUGAAACGGUGCAAAAAACAAUCGCCGAUUUUGAAGCAAAGAUUCGCGGACUAAAGGAAUCAUAUGAGAAGCGUAAUGAGGAGGCAGUUCCGGUUACUCCAAAACCAGAAACAAUGGACGAGGAAGAAACACCUACUACGGAUGAAAUGCCUGCAGCAGAACCCGUGGCAAAGGCUGCACAGUGUGAUGAAUGCGUUUGUUCCAAAGAAAGUAUCGACAAAGUAGAAUCGAAGCUGGCGGAGUUGGAGCAAAAGCUUGAGGAAAACAAUGCACUACUCAAAGGCUUGAAGGACAACCAGUCACAGUUUUCCUACAUGACCGUUGUGGCCAAGCACGAGUUCCGCACGGCCGUCAAGCGUGGGGAGCACAAGCUGAAGGAGCUCAGCUCAAUGUUGGCCAUGCUGCGCGAGCAUGUCAAGCAGAAGCCUACCACCUAGAGGGCGGUGAAACAUUGUUUGCUGUUCAUGAGCGAUUUAUUUGAAUAAAAAUGCAUUGAAAUGCAUCAUAAGCAUAGCGCUGAUAAGCGAGAUGCAAAACAACA